This is a messenger RNA of Calidris pugnax (ruff), 1371 nucleotides long. It is a transcript of the gene OSR1, whose product is annotated as odd-skipped related transciption factor 1. Gene Ontology annotation, biological process: embryo development; regulation of transcription by RNA polymerase II; urogenital system development. Lineage: Eukaryota; Metazoa; Chordata; Aves; Charadriiformes; Scolopacidae. The transcript is spliced from 3 exons. Bases 166 to 948 code for a protein of 260 amino acids. Gene Ontology annotation, cellular component: nucleus. Gene Ontology annotation, molecular function: DNA-binding transcription factor activity, RNA polymerase II-specific; RNA polymerase II transcription regulatory region sequence-specific DNA binding. The record is from RefSeq and is a predicted model, not a curated record.
UUUUUUUUUUUUUUUUUUUUUCUAUUAUUAUUUUUUUUUCCAUUAUUUUAUUUUACCAGCUCCAAUUUAGCCCAGGAUCUUUUAACUGCUGCCAGCGGUGGAGCACAGAUCGGGAUUAGAUCUUUUCCUCCCCUGUUCCCAAGAUCCUCCUCCUGAGCGGCCACCAUGGGAAGUAAGACCCUGCCGGCCCCAGUGCCUAUCCAUCCUUCCCUCCAGCUCACCAACUAUUCCUUCCUGCAAGCGUUCAACGGGCUUCCCACCGUGCCCUCUGACCACCUCUCCAACCUCUAUGGCUUCAGCGCCCUGCACGCCGUACACCUGCACCAGUGGACUUUGGGGUACCCGGCCGUGCAUCUGCCCCGCUCCUCUUUCUCCAAAGUGCCCAGCGUGUCGAGCCUGGUGGACGCACGGUUCCAGCUGCCCACCUUCCCGCUCUUCCCACAUGUCAUCCAGCCCAAGCAAGAGGCCACCAACGUGACCCUUAAAGCCAAACCCCGCUUCGACUUUGCCAACUUAGCAGUGGCCGCCACACAAGAGGACCACUCUAAACUGGGACAGGCAGACAAUCAGGGCUCACCCCCAGGGCUGGGGUCUUUGCUUGAGGUGACUAAACUCUCUCCAGAGAAGAAACCCACGCGGGGAAGGUUACCAUCCAAAACCAAGAAAGAGUUCGUGUGUAAAUUCUGCGGCAGGCACUUCACCAAGUCCUACAACCUUUUGAUCCAUGAAAGAACCCACACCGAUGAACGGCCCUACACGUGUGACAUUUGCCACAAGGCUUUCAGAAGACAGGAUCACCUAAGGGAUCACAGAUAUAUCCAUUCUAAAGAAAAGCCUUUUAAGUGUCAAGAAUGCGGGAAAGGAUUUUGCCAGUCCAGAACGCUAGCUGUCCACAAGACACUGCACACGCAAGUAAAGGAACUGAAACCUGCCAAACUUAAGUGCUGAAUCUCCAGCUUCUAUGAACUUUUCCUCCCCUUCAGACUUUACACCAAAACCAGAGCAGAAACAAAACUUUCAGGAUGGGAGCACUGAACUUUGUGUUUUGUUUUUGUUUGUACUUUAAGAAGAGCAAAACCCGCGCCCCCUGCCAACCCCUGCCAAAGCAUCUAACUUCCUAAGUCGUGGGUGAAAAGAUUAUUUUGCAUUUGAAACAUACAUGAAUGAGGCAGAGAGUGCUAGCUGACUUGUGUGGCUUUGAUAAACUUUAUGCCAAAAGGUGGUGCUCACGUGUUGGACAGGAAUCUCUUUAAAACUAAACAACAACCCACAACUCCCCCCCUUCCAAAUCCCAACAAAACCCCCCAAAAUCCUAGCUUCCAAAAGUAUUACCUUUUUUUUUUAAAAAAAAAAAAAAAACCCAACAAAAAA